Condylura cristata (star-nosed mole) is the source of this 2079-nucleotide messenger RNA. RefSeq names its product purine nucleoside phosphorylase (gene PNP). The transcript has 7 exons. NCBI's taxonomy places the organism in Eukaryota, Metazoa, Chordata, Mammalia, Eulipotyphla, Talpidae. Gene Ontology annotation, molecular function: purine-nucleoside phosphorylase activity. The record is from RefSeq and is a predicted model, not a curated record. Gene Ontology annotation, cellular component: cytoplasm. The coding region runs from base 757 to 1635 and encodes 292 amino acids. Gene Ontology annotation, biological process: nucleoside metabolic process.
UGCAACUUCAUUGGCCCGAGCCUAGCGCUGGAACGGGGCGCGGCAGGCAAGAAAGAGUGCGAAAACUUGGGCUUUUUUGAGCUAGAUGAAGAGAAAUGGCAGUGACAGUUAUCUUCUCAAAGAAAUGCCUAUAAAAUGCCAGGGGAAAGCUGUACCAAGAGGAAAUGAAUUAAAACUUGUCAACGUCAGCCUUUCUCGCAGGACACCAUUCUGGAACAGAACACUAGACUGACUUUUCCAGAAAACUGCGCUACACACUCCACCUUCUCCCCACCCGGUGAAUUACGAGAUCUAUCUUUUCAUGAGCCUGUCCUUAUCAUUGGGAGAUACGGAUGCCCAUUCAAUUAAUGACCCCAUUCCUAAACACAUAUGCUUGGUUUUCUGGCCAGAAACCACCGCCCAGAGGACGCGAGAAGGCGCGUAAAGGGUGCAGCGGUGAAAUAAAAUGCUGGAUUUCCCCCGCGCAGUCGCUUCACCUAACCCUCUGCCCCUGGAGGACUGAGCGCCUGAAAAGAAGGGUUCCGCCGAAAAGAUUACAGAUUAGCUCUACUGCUCAGCCCAGGCAACCGAUCUGGGUGUGUCGCCAUAGCGAUGAGCCUGCCGUGUGCUCUGCUGCCAUUGGCUGCAGUCACCGCGCCCGGGAUAUAAAACAGCCGAGCAAACUGUGCCAACUGUGACCCGGCGGCAGGAGUUCAGCUCAGCGGAGCAGAUCGGAGCGGAGAAGGGCAGAAUCAUCGAGAGGGCGUUGGCAGGACCAUGGAGAAAGACGAGUACACAUAUGAAGAUUACCAGGAAACUUUUAAUUGGCUUAAACGCAAAACCACUCUGCAGCCUAAAGUGGCAGUGAUCUGUGGUUCUGGAUUAGGAGGUCUCGCUGAUAAAUUGACUCAGCCUGAAGUCUUUUACUACAAGGACAUACCAAACUUUCCCCGGAGUACAGUGGAAGGUCACGCUGGUUGCUUGGUGUUUGGGUACCUGAACGGCCAAAGCUGCGUGAUGAUGCAGGGCAGGUUUCACAUGUAUGAAGGCUAUUCACUCAAGAAGGUGACAUUCCCAGUGAGGGUUUUCAAACUUCUGGGCGUGCACACCCUUAUAGUCACCAAUGCAGCUGGAGGGCUGAACCCCAACUUUGAGGUUGGAGACAUCAUGCUGAUCCGUGAUCACAUCAACCUUCCAGGUUUCUCUGGUCAGAACCCUCUCAGAGGGCCCAACGAAGAGAGGUUUGGAACUCGUUUCCCUGCCAUGUCUGAUGCCUAUGACCGGAAUCUGAGGUGUCUGGCUCGCGAGACCUGGAGACAGAUGGACUUCAAGAAGCGAGAGCUCCAGGAGGGGACCUAUGUGAUGCUGGCGGGCCCCAAUUUCGAGACUGUGGCGGAGUGCCGACUGUUGCAGCGUCUGGGGGCAGAUGCUGUUGGGAUGAGCACAGUACCAGAAGUUAUCGUGGCAAGGCACUGUGGCCUGCGAGUGUUUGGAUUCUCCCUCAUCACCAAUAAGGUUAUCAUGGAUUAUGACAGCCUGGAGACGGCCAAUCACCAGGAAGUGCUUGAGACCGGGAUAAAUGCUGCACACAAACUGGAAAAAUUCAUCUUCAGACUUAUGGAACAUGUUUCAAAGCCUGAAGGCAUCCCCCACUAACCAGCCUGUCCUCACCUUAUGUGACCCAAGUAUCUACUACCUACUUCAGUCCCAUUCUGGGGUCACAUGCCUCUGUCCUGAGAUAGCAGCAGAAAAGAGGAAAAUCCCUAUCUUUACUUUCCCUAUUUCUCUCACCAGACUCUCCUGGUGCUUUGUUCUCUUGAGAAGUUUUCUCAAAGACAGUUUCCACCUCUGACUUUCCCCCAAAGCUAGAGUCCAGGCCCCACCACGCUUCUGUGGAUGUGCCUGAAAUUUGAUUUGGGCCAUGGAAGUUGGCAGAAUAGUUGGUGAGCUGCCUAUAGCUUUUUGAGAUGAUACUCCACAUUCCUGGGGGCUCAAUUCUGCCUCCCCCCAAGCCCUGGAGACCACAAGAACCAAUCCAAUCUUAGCUUUGAUACCACUGUAUUUUGAGAAUAAAGAGAAAAAUGAAAUAAUUUCUUCAUG